CCCCCCUGUGCGGGGCGCGGGCGCCCGGGCAUCCUCCGGCGCGGCGGCGGCGGCGGCUCCUCCUCGGAGCGCCGCGGGCGCGGAGCGGCUCCCAGCGCCAGCCGUGCGCGCUGCGCCGCCGCUCUCUGCGCCGCCGGACAACGCCAUGAAGCCGGCGGUGCUGGAAGUAAUGAGGAUGAACCGGGUGUGCAGGAUGGUCCUGGUCACUUCUGUGGGCUCCUUCAUACUCGUCAUCUUCUAUUUCCAAAGUAUGUUGCACCCAGUAAUGCGUAGAAAUCCAUUCGGGAUGGACAUUUGCUGCCGGAAAGGAUCCAGAAGCCCACUCCAGGAACUAUAUAAUCCCACACGGUUGUCCAACACAGCAAUUCUUCAUCAGAUUAGACGAGACCAAGUGACAGACACGUGCCGAGCAAACAGUGUAUCUAGCAGGAAGCGCCGCGUGCUGACGCCCAACGAUCUCAAACACCUGGUCGUGGAUGAAGAUCAUGAAAUGAUCUAUUGUUAUGUCCCCAAAGUGGCCUGCACAAACUGGAAGAGAGUCAUGAUGGUUUUGACGGGAAGAGGCAAGUACAGUGAUCCGAUGGAAAUCCCAGCCAAUGAAGCCCACGUGUCUUCAAACCUGAAGACCCUCAACCAGUACAGCAUCCCAGAGAUCAACCACCGCUUGAAAAACUACAUGAAGUUCCUCUUUGUUCGCGAGCCUUUCGAGAGACUGGUGUCAGCCUACAGGAACAAGUUCACCCAGAAGUACAACACUUCCUUCCACAAGCGAUACGGCACCAAAAUCGUGAGGCGCCAGAGGAAAAACGCAACCCAGGAAGCUCUGCGUAAAGGCGAUGAUGUGAAAUUCGAAGAGUUUGUGGCGUAUCUCAUUGACCCGCACACCCAAAGAGAAGAGCCCUUCAAUGAGCAUUGGCAGACUGUGUACUCCCUCUGCCACCCUUGCCACAUCCACUACGACCUCAUAGGAAAAUACGAAACGCUCGAAGAGGAUUCAAAUUACAUUCUCCAGCUGGCAGGAGUAGGCAACUACCUGAAGUUCCCCACCUAUGCAAAGUCUACGAGAACUACUGACGAAAUGACUACAGAGUUCUUCCAGAACAUCAGCUCUGAGCACCAAACGCAGCUGUAUGAAGUCUACAAACUUGAUUUUUUAAUGUUCAAUUAUUCAGUGCCAAGCUACCUGAAAUUGGAAUGAGGGACGGGUCGGGGGGAGAGAGGGGAGAGAAAGCCUGCUUUAUUUAAGAUUUUUAUUUGUCAUAAUAAAUAUGGAGAAUGGGUUAUUUUGUAAAUUAAUAUUUUCUUUUUUUGAAUGAUGCUGCGAGCAGCACAGUCAAAAUUAUUUAAAUCAACUGUAAGAAAGGACAGCUCUCUUUGCAGGGUAACAGGAUUGUGACGAUCUAGCUGUAGAAAUGAAUAAUACUGCUACACUGUUUAAAAAAAAAUGUUAAUUGUGUUCUGGUGAAUUUCAUUGAUCUUGCAUUCCUCCGAUUCUAAUUAAUGUUAUUUAUACUUAUUUAAAACAUGGUCUCUUGGUAGGUGUCACUUCAGCAGCAGAGAUAAGGUAUCAUUUGGACAAAAGGAGUCUGGCUUUGAGCUUUCCUCACUUGAGCUUGUCUCUUGGUAAUAAUAUUCUUCCAUUAGCUGUUAAUGCAGGUAAAUAUGGGAAUGGUUAUUGAUACCACAUGCUUUGAGAAGAGCAAUGAAAGUAAGUUCUUCAGAAAGUGAUAUUGCACUCAAGUGUACUUAAAAAAAAAAAUAAUUGUAUCUUUCUAACCCUGAAAAGGAAAAGUAAAACAGAUGUUGAUAGAUUCAGGAUAUCUAAAACCCAUGACUGAAAGAAAUGUGAAUGUAUUCCUUGGGAAGGGAAGAGACACCAUGAAAUUUUGGUAAGUCCGGACUUGAUGAGUUUAUCAAGAAUAUGACAAGUCCCAUCAUCUCUUAAUUUGAAGCCCGCCAACCCAAAUGAGUCCAAAUCUGUGGAUUAUCCAUCAGAAAAAAAUCAGCAUUUUGAAAGUGACUGUAGAGAUUUUUAAAUGCCCAAAGCAAUUGGCAUUGACUUAAUUCAUAUCCAGGAUGGGGCUGGGGGGAGCUCUGUCCUCUGCAAGCCAUGCCUCCCUAGCCGAUCUUGGGAUGGACAACCAAAAUUGGCUCAAGAGACGCUGUUCACAGUAUGUUGCUGUAAAGGAUGUGGGCAUAUCAUUUGAAAAGUCAGAAAGUCAUCUUCAUGUUGAUCUCUAAGCAUGCAAGGCAAUAAAAAAGAUCUCAUCUUCCUA
Falco peregrinus (peregrine falcon) is the source of this 2276-nucleotide messenger RNA. It is a transcript of the gene CHST11, whose product is annotated as carbohydrate sulfotransferase 11. The transcript is spliced from 3 exons. The coding region runs from base 146 to 1198 and encodes 350 amino acids. Gene Ontology annotation, cellular component: membrane. Gene Ontology annotation, biological process: carbohydrate biosynthetic process; proteoglycan biosynthetic process. Gene Ontology annotation, molecular function: sulfotransferase activity. Lineage: Eukaryota; Metazoa; Chordata; Aves; Falconiformes; Falconidae. The record is from RefSeq and is a predicted model, not a curated record.